GGCAGGUGGGCUAGGUGCCUUAUACUCGCGUCUGCCUGGUAAGCUAGACAUCUCUCCUGAUCAUUGGCAUCGGAUCACACAUGAGGACCUUGCAAACAUGCCCGACCUAGCAAUGUUUCUCAACUCCCUGGAGUUCUGCAAUGCAGUUGUACAGGUUGCGCACCCCCUUGUCAGUGAUCAACUAGUCCAGUUCUUCCAUGAUGGGUUCCUGGUUCCAGUUAUAGGACCAGCCCUUCACCAGCUGGACCGUGAAGCCAUAUUGCUUAGAUCCAACAAAACUCGACCAUUUUCACAUGCUGACAUCAUGCGGAAUACUUCAGAUUUGAAUCUGAAUGAGGAGAUUGUGUCUGCUACAGCAUACGUUGAGAUCUUCCUACGGUCCAUAUCCGAUCCUCGCCUCAUGAGGGCGUUUCUCAGGUAUCUGUGCCUUGGCUGGUAUGACAAUACAACCAUCAUGGAGUCUCUAAUCCGCAGGAUAGGAACUAACUCAAAGCUUUGUGUGGUGACAUUGUCUCUAUUCAACACUCUACUAGAUGUCAACUGUGAGGAUGUUAUGGUGGAACUGAUUCUCAAGUACCUGGUGCCAUGCACCCAUGUCAUGGCCAGCCAGCGAAGGGCCAUCAAGGAUCUUGAUUUCUAUGGCAAGUGGGCUGAAAAGUUCAUCUCUCUUAGUCCUGUAUGCUGCAAACAACUGAAGGACCCGACCAAAGACAAGGAAGGUCACCGGGAUAGCAAGACAGACCUGUCAUCUCGAAGCCGUAACAUGUCUGAUGUAGCGGACACUCAGAGUAAUGGAACACUGGAUGCUGUGAGGAUGACAUCAAAGGAACAUGUCAUGAUCACUGGUUCAAAUCAGAGCCUUAACAAUGCAACCAGCAUAGAUAGCAAUACCAUGCAACAGAACGGACAUGGUAGACAGACUCCAGAAGUCUCAGCUGCAAGCAAUAUAAGCAGGACAAGUGACAGUGACACGCUAUCGCAAGCAAGCAGACUUUCGUCUGAGGAAUCUGUGUGUGAUAUUGAAUCUAGCCAUAUAGAGUAUUUACUUGAUGCAAGGCACGCGAUUAUAGCAUGCAGUAAGUCCUGCAAACAAUGGUCAGCGUCUUACGACGGCCUGAACCCUGCACCAACGAUCCUUAGCCCUGAUGUGGAGACGCCAGGACCAGGUGAACGAUUUAGGUUUAAUAGCGUACCAAGUAUAGGUAACAGAUCACAGCAAACCACACCCCGUCACGAAUCUACACCCAUCCAUGAAUUAACCUCUGAUGUGAAUCAGAAUAAGAGAACGCUUGACUCGUCCAAUGAACAACCUCUAAGCCGGUCACAUGAUAGCGAUAAAUACAAUGCACUGGAAGGCACACUGUCUUCCACCAUUCAAGAAGUGCUACAGAUGUCUAUAGGAGAUGAAAGUGCAAAAAAGGAGGAGGUUGAUAAUGAUGUGUCACUCGCGGAUAUUUUCCAAGGUGAGAAUCUGAGUAUAGUUGAGCUGGUGGAUAGCAUGGAUAAAUUAAAAGCCAGUGAUGCAGAUGAAUCAAAUGAGAGUCAAGAGGAAUCAAGCCAAGGAGAUAGUGAUGAUAGAAGUAGUGGUGGUAAUGCAAAACAUUCCUUGUAUCGGAAAAUGGCUUUGGACCGUAGUGAUGUGAUGUCUGAAGAAAGCAGACUCUCCUCGACAUCUCAUAGCCGACAGGACUCCUUGUUUGAGUUUGAAGAGCCUGGUAUCUUCUGGCAGUUUGACUCUGAUCUUGAAGCAACACCGAACAGGAGGAUGUCUAGUACGGGUGGAGGUGGAUACUUCUUUGAUGAUCCGUUUGAGCAUCAUCAUUCAGGACAUGACAAUGGUGAUUUGAACGGUGCGGUACUCCAUAAUCAUAAUGGAUUUCUGGACAACGGGGAGUUCCCAACAUCUUUCCACACCAACGGAACUUCCAGUUUAGCAUCUCCACUUUCCUUUGAUGAAGAUAUUGAUGAAAACCACUUCACGUUAUCUGACCCUGACACACCUCAGAGUGGGGCUUCAUCAGGGAAAUCAAGUCCCCUUCAUGAUGGGGAAUCCCCUAGGAGGGCGGGACCUAAGACUAACUACAACCUACCCCGUCCCGCUGGACUUCAGUUAGCAUCAGUUGGUAGCCCAGGAGCAUUACCAGUUGGUAAAAUCACUGGAGCACCCACUAUAGGUCCUUUCAUGGUGACCAUCUUUGCCAAGUUGGAUUCUAUGAUGGAGAACUCACUCUAUGUGAAUCUGCUCCUUACUGGUAUUAUAUCCCGGUUAGCCUGUUACCCCCAGCCACUCCUUCGCUCCUUCCUACUUAAUACCAACAUGGUUUUCCAGCCUAGUGUGCGUUCUCUUACUCAGGUCCUGACAUCAGUGAGGAGCAGACUGGAUGCCUACGCUGCAAAGGUGGAUAAGUGGGACACCAACCUACAUAAAGCCAAGCAGUACCUGAUGACAAGGGAAUCCCCUGAACAAGAUGGUCUAACCAAAGAUAGGUCCUGGUCUGUUGUUGAGGAGAGGGAUAGGGUCACCCUCAAACCAAGGAGUGGUACUCUCACCACUAUCAAACAAGUUACUCGUCGAGGAUCUCUUACUGACAUAUUCCUGAAGCGCCGCAACCGCUCCAUCAAGAGCUCAGAAAAACAGAAACUCUCUGCCAUUCGUGAAUCAGGGCUUGUGAGUGGUGAGAGUGGAGCAAUGUCGCCGGAAACUUCAGCCCAGUAUGAGUCGUUGAAGUCACGCAAUGCUGUCUAUAGUGCUGUGGUGUUAGAUGAGUUUGUGAAGGAACUUGCCGCAUUAGCUCAGGAACAUGCCGUGUUAUCUGUUGAAGAACUGUAAAGAUAUUCGGGGGCUGUGAAUCAGCCUUGUCAGUUUCAUUUCUUAUUUUGUGGCCAGUUAGAUUUGAGAGAUUACAAGUAUAUUUUGAACGAGAUUCAAAUUCCCUAUGCCAGACAUGCAUGCCCGCACACUUUGCUUGGCAUGCAGUUUCAUAAAAGUUUGCGAUACUUUAUUGACAUAGCUUUGCACUGGCGUAGAAUCUCUUACUUAAUAGGUGCUUUUUAUAAUGCUUAUUUAUACAUGAAAAUAUUGUCCUCCAUUUAUAGAUGAUGCAUAUUGAUUUGCCAAACUGUUAUUUUAUUAUGCAUCACCUCCCAUUAUGUUCAUGGUUUCUUUCCUUCCUAUUUUUCUACCCCUUCACCUUUUCCCCUCUAUCUUUUCUUCUGCUGUGCAUGUAUCACCUGGCCCUUGGUCUUUUGAUGUGUUGCUCUUCCCCAAUUCCAUUUCCCCUUCCUUCCUAUGCUUUCUCUGUCUCAUUGCAUACCUAUAGCAUUGUUAGUUGUACAGUGUAUGCUUAUUGCUCUUGGCUUUCAUAUAAAAUGUAAAAUAUAAAGGGGAUUAAAUAUAGACCUUUUACAUUUCAAACGAAGAAAAAAAUUCUCAUCUUUUCUGCUAGAAACAGUAAAUGUUGAUAAAAUGUUCAAUUCUCAGGAAUAGUGAUAAUGGGAAGAUGUAUAUUUGUACGAAGACAGAAAAAAUGUUAUAAAUUAUGGAAGAAAAAACAUGAGUAUGAAGAGAUCUAUCUUUCUUUUUUAAUGAACUCAUUGCAUGAAUUUUAUUGAUUAUUAGUGGUUAUGUGUAAGGCUUGGUCUGUGCUGGGCCAUCAAAACCAUGCUAUCCCAGGUAGUUAUUAUCUUAGCAGAAUUACAUUUAUUAAGUUUGUGCAACAGACCGCAGGGUUGCAUUUUUCACAUCAAAACCAUUGAAUAAAGAUUAGGAUAAGAGAUCUGUCCAACUGUGUGCAGCUAGUGAAUACAUCAAGUUGUCAGUGGAAGUAAUAGUUCUGAGGUUUUUAAUUAGUUGGAGUUAGGUAUACUUUUAUUAAAUUGAGUUUAAAUGGGGAAAUUAACAAUGCACUCACUAUCAUGACUAAUAAAUGUUGUUAAUGAUAUCUUUGGUCACAAUUUUUAAUAUAUUGCUCCUGUACUUAACAACCACUUGUGCCCUUUCUGAUGUUAAUCAUAGAGCAAAUGUAAUGUAGUUUUUUUGUAUGAUAUAUAAUCCAUAUUCUUCAAACAUGCCUGAUAAUUUGGCUUUAACUGAUGCUGCAGAAACACUGAACUGUGUUUUGAGAAUAUAAAGGUUAUGCUAUAUACACUCUUGAGCACACCAUUUAAUGGGUUUCAUCAUGUAAUUAAUCAAUGAAUUUUAUGGAUAUUUACUGAUAUCACUGAAAUACAACAUUUUUAAUGAGAACUGUGAACAAUGUUAAACAAUAUACCCUUAAAGAAUUUAUCAUGCACUUAUGACUUUUGAAAAUGACACUUAUUUUGAAUUGUGACAGCUUACCAUACAACUAUUAAAGGGGAAGUUCACCCUGAAUAAAAGUGCAUUGUAAAAAUAGCAGAAAAAAUAAUAAAGAAUAAUGCCAAAGGUUGAAAAAAUCCAUCCAAGAAUAAAAAAGUUAUUAGAAUUCUAUUUUUUGAUUUAUGACAUCAUAUGCGAGCAGCUUUCCUCCAUAUCGUAUGGCAAAAAAUCAAUGAAAUGUCAUUUUCUCAGAAAAGUGACAAUGGUUUGUACAUGUACUGUACCUUUAGUAUACCAGUAGACAAAUGAUUUCAUGUCUGUUCCUAAAAAAAAAAAAAUAAGUCAUCAUGAACCAUUAGGAAAUUGAAAUUUAUGCUUGUUUCAUUACAUAACAUAUGGGGCAGCUGUUAGUUUAUAAUGUCACAAAUGCAAAAAUUAAAAUUCUAAUAACUUUCUUAAUCUUUGAUGGAUUUUCCUGAACCCUUUUACCAAUAUUUAUUAUUAUUUUUUUCUAAUAUUUUUAUCACAAACUUUUCUUCAGGGUGAACUUCCCCUUUAAUUAUGUUCUUAUGGAAGACCAGAAUUUAAUGCCUUUAGACUACUUCAUUGAUAAAAGGAUGUGGGAAUAUUGUACAUGUAAAAUUGAAUAAUGUGCUAAUAUCAAUCAAUGUGAUAUUGAACUUAUCAAUUACUUUAUACGCACUUUAGUGUCUCAUUGAUAGAUAUAAGGGAACCAAACCAUAUAAAUGAGAUUAACUGGAACAUUUACACUCUGAGAUAAACAUUGGCAAAUGGGUUUUAUGACUUUGAUGAUUUUAUGAACCACACUGAAAUACAUAAUUUUGUUGCAGUUUUUUUAAUGAGAAAUAGACCUAUGUGUUAUUUAACAUUGAAUAUUGAGCACUGUAAAAAAAAUAGCACUGAUGUUGAUUUGCACUUAUAGAUGGCUAAUUAUUUUUAAGCAGUUCAUAUUUCAAAAGAAUGAUGAUUAAAUUACACAUCAGAUAUACAGUCGAUAUUAAACCAGGGGGAAAACAAAAUUAUGGAUCAAUUCCAACACUGAUUAAUAUGCAUAAUGCAGUAACGAUGUACGAACGCCUACUUUCAUCCUAAAGUAAAUUAGCCUUUUGAUGAUAUAUAAGUGUGUAAGCUUCUGUUACAAAAUUCAAUGUCCUAUAUGAAGGUUUUAAACAUUUCUCUUGCACUCUUAUUUGUAAUGUAUGAUUUUGUUGAACCAAUGCUUGACUUUGAAUAUAUAUCUCAUUGAUGAAUUCCGAAAAUCAAAUAACGAUAUAACAGGGUAAAGAUAAGUGCCAGAAAUGAUUUUCUAAUUCAUGAUAAUAUAGAAGGACAAAGUAUGGAUUGCCUUUUAAAAACUUCGAUUGAAGUUUACAGAGGAAAAUUUGUUAUGUAUUCCAUGGUAGACCGUGGUAUACUCAAUACAGUGCAUUCAACAUGGUGUUUCUCUUUCUAAUGGAUUAAAAAAACCUUAUCUGAACACAAUAGUU
This is a messenger RNA of Lytechinus pictus (painted urchin), 5805 nucleotides long. Its product is annotated as FHF complex subunit HOOK-interacting protein 1B-like. The record is from RefSeq and is a predicted model, not a curated record. NCBI's taxonomy places the organism in Eukaryota, Metazoa, Echinodermata, Echinoidea, Temnopleuroida, Toxopneustidae. Bases 98 to 2830 code for a protein of 910 amino acids. The transcript is spliced from 10 exons.